Molecule: messenger RNA, 1599 nt
Organism: Salvia miltiorrhiza (redroot sage)
Lineage: Eukaryota; Viridiplantae; Streptophyta; Magnoliopsida; Lamiales; Lamiaceae
Product: pollen-specific leucine-rich repeat extensin-like protein 3
Exons: 2
Coding region: 353-1381 (342 amino acids)
Source: RefSeq, a predicted model, not a curated record
AAUAUACCAAAUAUGUUCUUAGCUAGCAAAAGUAGCCAUUCCUCAAAUACUCAACAUGGUAUUAAUUUUCAUCUUUUAGCUCCCAAAAAAAGGAUGAAUUCACCUAACAUAUGGUGCCAUUUAUUUCUCAAAUUUAGCUGUGGAUUGCAUUUGCAUAGUCAGUAACUAAGUUUCAAUGCUGAUUUUAAAAGACAAAAUUUCUAUCAACAACAAAGCCGGUGCCAUUGCUCUAGAGUUUAUUUCUCAAUGGGACCUGCAGCAUGAAGAUCUCAUGCAAGAAAACUAUUCCAAGUUGGCUCUUGUAGUAUAAAUUAGCCACCCGAAUCAUUCACACUCUCACACAUUCUCGGCAAUGGGGCUUCGAGUUAAGUUCUUGGUCAUCGGUGUUUUCCUCCUGUCGACUCUUGGCUCAUGUCGAGCCAAGAGCGCGACAGUUAAGGUAGUCGGCCUUUUGCACUGCAUCAAAAAUGGCUCUAGCUGCAGCAAUUCAUCCCUAGGGUUUGAAGUGAUGGUGAGAUGCAAAGCGAAUGAGAUGAUGGCGCAGGGAAACGGAGGUGUUGAUGAGCGUGGGAAGUUCAAUGUGACGCUCUCUGCUGAGAUCGCGGGGGAUUCGAGCGCCACGGACGGCUGCUACGCGAAGCUGCAGAGUAGAUCCGGUGCGCCCUGCCACAUACAAGCAGCGCAAGCUGCCUCGGUGAAAAUUCUAACCCACUCUGCUGCGACGCAAGCGGUAAAUGUUAGUGCGCCCACCGUAAUAAAAUUUUCACCUAUUACAUGCCAAUCCGCCUUCUUUUGGCCCUUCCCCAACAUCACAUUCUUCGGCUCCCCGCCGCCGCCGGCGCCGGAAUAUACCCCUCCGCUGGAAAAUUCAACUCCGCCGCAACCAUCAUAUAAUGCACCAGCCCCAUCCCUUCCGCCGCCGGAACUCGAGGCUCCAUCUCCGUCGCCGGCGCUGGCGCCGCCGCCAACUUACCGAAACCCUACCAAUCCAACAAUCAGAAGACCAUCUCCACCACCACAAGCUCCUCCUCCACAAAUUCCGCCGCCAACUUCUACCCCAGUUUACAGCCGGCCGUCACCACCUCCACUUCCGGCGGCGGCGGCGGCGACGCCUCUCAAUGGCCCAAUUCAAUCCCUAACUCCGCCCGGACAAACGCCAAAUUCAGCUCCUCCACCCGCUGUGAUCGCUCCAGCUCCACCAACUCGAGCAUCAUCGGCAGCAGCGGCGCCUUCAGCCGGAAUAUCGAUCCCCCCGAGGCGGAGGCGGCCGAGUCCGAUUCCGAGAGCUCCGCCGAUUCCGCGGCUGCCUGUGACGCCGAGUGUGCCGAGAAAGUAUUUCAAUCCGCCAAAGUCAAGAACCAAACCUCCAAGUUCCGUUUAAAACAUACCGAUUCCCUCAUUUAAUUACUCCACUAUUUAAUUAGUGUGAUUUUGCAAUUUUUUUUUUUUUUGGCUUUUGUAUUUAUGGAAUACUAAUAAUCAUGUGUUUUUUUUUUUUUUUUGAGGGAUAAUAAUCAUGUGUUUGUUUAGUGUCGAGGGAGAGUUUAAUUUGCAUAUUCAGAUCAAUAAACUGAUUUGUUUUUUGUGCUUUGAUUAAAA